Messenger RNA from Falco peregrinus (peregrine falcon), 4126 nucleotides. RefSeq names its product scavenger receptor cysteine-rich type 1 protein M130-like. The record is from RefSeq and is a predicted model, not a curated record. The transcript is spliced from 16 exons. The coding region runs from base 54 to 3338 and encodes 1094 amino acids. Lineage: Eukaryota; Metazoa; Chordata; Aves; Falconiformes; Falconidae. Gene Ontology annotation, cellular component: membrane.
UGAGGCACAGAGAAGCCCAUGCAGAGUUUGGUCUAGGCAGUGCCUGAUAGAGCAUGAUGUUUCAUCUGUCUGCAAUCAGGAUGACAGCAAAAGGACAUCUUUCUACUCCAGUGCUGUGGCUGCUUCUCCUCUCUGUUCAGGCCUCCCUGGGUGCUGUUGAAUUGAGGCUGUCAAAUGGAACUGGCCCCUGCUCUGGGAGAGUGGAAGUAAAAUAUGAGGAGCAGUGGGGAACUGUGUGUGAUGGUGACUGGACCAUAGAUGAUGCUGAGGUUGUUUGUAAGCAGUUACGAUGUGGAUCUGCUGUUCAGGCCCUUGAACAAUCUCCUUUUGGAGAAGGAUCUGGACCGACGUGGCUGUAUCGGGUUGAUUGCCGUGGUGAUGAACCCAAUCUCUGGAACUGUUCACAUACAGGAUGGGGUGCUUUUACCUGCCCUCAUUACUAUGAUACUGGAGUGAUCUGCUCAGGUUUCUCUGAGCUGCGUCUGACUGGAGGGGACACUGCCUGCUCAGGACAGCUGAAAGUAAAGCAAGAAGAAACCUGGGCUACGGUCUGCUUUUCACAUGUGGAUUUCAAAGCUGCCUCUGCUGUAUGUAACGAGUUAGCGUGCGGCCACGCUGUGGGUAUCUCGAGAGGAACUCACUUUGGAGACAGAAGUGAAGUGACCUGGCAAGAAGAGUUUCACUGUGUGGGGAAUGAGACUCACCUGGCACACUGUCCAAGGGCGCCGCACCGCAGCGAGGCCUGCUCGCAUGGUGCCACUGUGGCGUGUUCAGGCUAUGGUGGGUACAGGCUGGCAAAUGGCAGUACCACAUGUUCAGGGAGAGUAGAGCUACUUCAUGGAGGCAUGUGGGGAACCCUGUGUGACUACCUGUGGGAUUUCCCAGCUGCCAAUGCCCUCUGCCAGCAGCUGGACUGUGGCGUUGCUGUGCUGAUACCAAGUGGACGGUCCUUUGGGCAAGGAAAUGCAUCUGUCUGGAACGGCACAUUCAGCUGCAAGAAGAAUGGCUCCCACCCGAGAGACUGCCCUGUGAGUGUGCUGGGUCACGAUGAGUGCCCUGCCGGGAGAGAGGCUCGUGUGGUAUGUUCAGGGUGCCCGGGGGGCAGGUUGGUGAAUGGCACCACGUGCUCUGGCAGGGUGGAGAUCCGCCAUGGAGACACAUGGGGAGGGCUCUGCCGCUCCCACUGGAAUUUGCAAGCUGCCAACGUCCUCUGCUAUCAGCUGAACUGUGGCUAUGCGAAGUCAAUCCAGACAGGAGACCGUUUUGUGGAGGAGAGUGGGCCUAUAUGGAGAGAUGCUUUUCACUGCGAAGGGACAGAGUCCUGCCUGUGGGACUGUGCUCAAGUGACUUUGGGCAAUCCAGCCUGCUCAGCCAGAGAAGCAGCCACUGUUGUUUGCUCAGGUCUUGAUGAAUCGCUCAGACUCUCAGGUGGUAACAGCCGUUGUGAUGGGCGUGUUGAGAUCUCACUCCAUGGCACGUGGAGCAGAGUCCUGGAUGAUGACUGGGGCAUUAAAGACGCCCAUGUGGUCUGCAGGCAGCUCCAGUGUGGAAUUGCCAAGAAAGCCUAUUACCUCCCAAGGUCUGAGCGAGGCGUGGGUCAUGUUGGCUUGAGAAACGUCCAGUGUGCUGGAACCGAGACUCAGCUGAUGCUGUGUAAGACCUCCCUUUUCCAGGCAGAGCCAGCGGGAGUUGCUGAAGAUGUUGGUGUGAUUUGCUCAGGUAGCAGACGGAUCAGGUUGGUGAAUGGAACAAAGCGGUGUGCUGGGAGAGUAGAGCUUUAUCAUGAUGGCAUCUGGGGCACCAUCUGUGACGAUAACUGGGAUCUAGCAGAUGCUAAUGUUGUUUGCAAACAGCUGGGAUGUGGACAUGCCAUCAAGGCAUUUGUAUCUGCUCAUUAUGGUGAAGGCUCAGGACAGAUCUGGCUGGAUGAUGUGAACUGCACUGGGGCUGAAUCCGAUCUCUGGGCAUGUCCCUCUAGGGCAUGGGGUGAGCACAACUGCCAACACAAAGAGGAUGCUGGAGUCCUGUGCUCAGAGUUCCUGGCUCUGAGGCUGGUGAAUGGCAAUGACUGUGCUGGGCGGCUAGAAGUUUUCUACAAUGGGACAUGGGGGAGCAUUUGCUCAAAUUACAUGUCUCAAGUCACUGCAAGAACUGUAUGCAAACACUUGAAUUGUGGAGACGAUGGGGAAAUCGCAAGUGACUUCCAGUACGGCAGAGGUUCUGGGCCCACGUGGCUGGACCACGUUGAGUGUACAGAGCAACAUAGCUCUCUCUGGCAAUGUCAGUCAGACCCCUGGGAUCCUCAGUCAUGUGAUAACCGCGCAGAAGAGACCCAUAUUUCUUGCCGUGGAAGAAAAGAGGCAACGACCCCAACCUCAUUUGCUGAGUGCCCGAACGCUACAAGUUGCUCAGACAGGGAGAAGUUACGAGUCAUAGGAGGAGAGGAUGGAUGUUCAGGCCGAGUGGAGAUUUGGCACCAAGGUUCUUGGGGAACGGUCUGUGACGAUUCCUGGGAUGUGGCAGAUGCUAAUGUCGUAUGCAGGCAGCUGGGCUGUGGAUCUGCUGUGUCUGCUCUGGGUGAAGCUGCCUUUGGGGAAGGGACUGGUCCCAUCUGGCUGGAGAAGGUGCAUUGUAAAGGAACGGAGCUGUCUCUCUGGGACUGUCCUGCCAAGCCCUUGGUGGGCAAAACCUGUGAUCAUAAAGAAGAUGCUGCUGUGGAUUGCUCUGGUAUGACAGAAACAACAGCAUCACCCACUAGAGCAGAUCCUCCCCGCCGCCCUCCAACAGACAGUACAAGAAUUUCAGUGCCUGUCAUCCUCUGCAUUGUCCUGGGGGCCCUUCUCUGCCUGGUCCUUGCCAUUCUUGCUGGACAGAUCCGACAUGCCAGGGCACAGCAGAGAGGCUCUCGACUGUCCUAUGACCCCUUCCCUGAGACUGUCUAUGAGGAGAUCGACUACGACGUGGUGAAGGAAAAGCAGGGCAUGGCUGGCCUGGCAGAUUCUUAUUCAGAGAGUACAAAACCAAAAGCACAGUUUUAUAGUGGGGACAGUGAUGAAGAAAAUGGUCCCGGAGCAACUCAAGAGGCCUCCCCGCUGCCUGAAAAUGCCCUGGAAGAUGGUUAUGAUGAUGCAACAGAAGCUUUUGGACCUAAAGAUGAUGCUUCUUCUGGGCAGAAUGGACAGGAAAUCACUGGGAUCUCUGAAGAAAGUGACGGAAACCAGGAUCCACAGACGGACAGGAGUCCGAACGCGUCAGGAAACAGGACUGCUGGGGCUGAGAGGCGUGUGUCCCCUGCUCAUGAAGAUACAGGCUAUGAUGACAUUGAAGAGCUGAGAUAGUGACAGAGGCUGCUGAGUUGUACCGACCACUUUUCGAAAUACACCUUUGUCCAUAAAAUGCUAACUGGGUAGUAGCAGAGCCAGAACAACCUGCAUGUAGGAUUAGUUUACCUAAGUUUGGUUUAUUUGCAGAGAAGUGAUUGCAUACUUAGAAGACAUACAAGCGUGACUGUUAAGAAAACUUUUCUUAUUUCCCUUACAAUUUUUUGUUGCCAAAACUGCUUGGACACUUGGUGCUUCUUAUUUCUAAAUAUUUUCUUUGUAACUUUUUUCAUCUUACAAUAUUUUCUUAUUAGAAAUGGUUUAAAGAUCUCUUCUCAAAUUUAUGCUUCUCCUUCCAGACACACAGGACGGCUUUCUGGAGACUGUUAGGAAUGGAGACUGAACUGCAAGAAAUCAUCAAAGUUCUGUUUCAUCUUUUGGGUAUUGAUGCUUGUCACAUAGAAUGUGAGGACUAGAAAAAAUUUUCUAGAGAGCACUUUGUGAGAAGAGAAACUCAACAAGGUUGUUCUUGUCCUUGCUUUAGAUGCAGGCCUGUCAUCUGAAUUAUGUACAAGUGAAUCACACAUUCGACUGGAGGGAAAAGCUUCUCUUCUCUUUUCUCUCUCUAUACCAUGAUGAUUUAUUGUCUCCCAAAGCUGUACCAAUCAUAUGGUAAGAGAAAAUUUCUUUCCACAAAUGGCAAGUGGUGGUCAUACCUACAGGUGUCUGUCAUGUAAUUUCUUUUAAUCAUAUGAAGGUAGUUUGAAAAAGUCCACGUUGAUGCAAUAGAAGGUGAAGUUUUGUUG